AUGUGACGCCAUGGCUGGGCGGGGCUUGUUCUCAAACCCAGACGCAGGCUCACAGCAAUAAAGAUGGCGGCGCUGGGGUCCGCCAAAUCCGCUGGACUCGGGCAGAGAAGCGCUCCUCUGAGUCUGGAGGAGGCCCGGUGCCCGGUGUGCUCCGAGAUCCUGCUGGAGCCGGUGACGAUGCCCUGUGGACACUCGGUGUGCCUGCACUGCUUCCAGCGCACGGUGAAGCUGACCAGCCUGUGCUGUCCGCUGUGCCGGCUGCGGGUGUCCAGCUGGGCCCGGAAACAGUCCCGGGAGAAGAGCCUGGUGAACGCCGAGCUCUGGGAGCUGAUCCGCCUCAGCCACCCGGAGAGAUGCAGGCGGAGGAUGGAGCAGAGAGACGGACAGACCGCCGACGGAGGUUCGUGGGGCUCGACAGAUUACAUAAUCAUGAGUUUGAAGUCAUUAUUUACGCUUCGACAAAUCGCGGCAUGACAGUUUUCCAGCUUCGCUGAUUUCAGUUCAGUCGAUACAUUUGAAUUGUUAGAAAUAAAACUAAAACAUUCUAUUUAUUUUAUAAAUGUACUAUUUUUGC
Messenger RNA from Sinocyclocheilus anshuiensis, 574 nucleotides. Its product is annotated as E3 ubiquitin-protein ligase RNF169-like. The transcript has a single exon. The coding region runs from base 64 to 474 and encodes 136 amino acids. Lineage: Eukaryota; Metazoa; Chordata; Actinopteri; Cypriniformes; Cyprinidae. Gene Ontology annotation, biological process: double-strand break repair. The record is from RefSeq and is a predicted model, not a curated record. Gene Ontology annotation, molecular function: ubiquitin-protein transferase activity; nucleosome binding. Gene Ontology annotation, cellular component: nucleus; site of double-strand break.